Messenger RNA from Rotaria sordida, 771 nucleotides. The record is from the annotation of a GenBank genome assembly. NCBI's taxonomy places the organism in Eukaryota, Metazoa, Rotifera, Eurotatoria, Philodinida, Philodinidae.
AUGGAUUUUCAACAUCGUACUGGUGGUAAAACUGGUAGUGGUGGUGUUGCCAGUGCAUCGGAAUCGAAUCGUGAUCGACGUGAACGACUCCGUCAAUUGGCUCUUGAAACAAUUAAUCUUGCUAAAGAUCCUUAUUUUAUGAAAAAUCAUUUAGGAACAUAUGAAUGUAAACUUUGUUUAACUUUACAUAAUAAUGAAGGUUCUUAUUUGGCUCAUACACAAGGAAAAAAACAUCAAUCAAAUUUAGCUCGACGUGCUGCUCGUGAAAAUCAACAAUCAUCUGAUAUAGUUCAACCAAUAAAACCACAUUAUGAAGUUCGUAAAUUUAUUAAAAUUGGUCGACCAGGUUUUAAAGACAAUCUUCAUAUUAAAAAUUUUAUUAGAACUAAUAAUAAUAAUAUUUUAUUAAUUAAAAAUUUGGAUACAAAACAACAAUCACUUCUUUUUCAAAUUGAUUAUCCUGAAAUAUCAGAUAAUAUUGUACCUAAACAUCGUUUUAUGUCUGGUUUUGAACAACAUAUUGAAGCACCAGAUCGUCGUUGGCAAUAUUUACUUUUUGCCUCUGAACCAUAUGAAACAAUUGCAUUUAAAAUUCCAAGUCGUGAAGUUGAUAAAUCUGAAGGAAAAUUUUGGACAUUUUAUAAUACAGAAACAAAACAAUUUUUCCUUCAAUUUCCUUUUAAACUUGAAUCAAAUAAAUAUACAAGUGAUCAUCCAUCAACAAAUACACGACCAUAUGGUCCAGCACCACUUAGUUCAUUACGUGGUUAA